GCGUUAAGAACAAACAAAUCUCGAGUAUAGCUGAAAGCACCAAGAGUGGAUAAAAGAAAAGCCCUUUUUUUUUGAAAAUCUAUUCGUCGGCACGCGACUAAUUCGAAACUCUCGACUAUUAACACUUUUUUUUCGGUGUUUUCCCCUCUUUGCAGUUUGCCAAGAAAAGUGUGUGUAAAAACGGUUUUUUUGUGUUUCUUAAAAACAAAAUAAAUUGCGCGCGCGCCUUUGAGGAAGGAAAAUAAGAAACAACAGCAGCUCUAAAGAAAAACAGCAUCGGGAAACAGCUAAAAAGGACGGAAGGAAAACCCCAAAAAAGGAAAAGGAAAUUCCCAAACACCGAAACUUUCAUUGCAGCAUUUUCUGUAGCACAUUUGUUGCUCUUUUUUUCUGUUGUUGCACGGAAUAAUCUUUUUGUGCCUGCCCCGCCCGAAGGGUGGUGGAGGAGGAGGAGCUGUGCAGGCUGCCGCAUUAGCGGCGGCGGCAGCGGUGCCGCAUGGACCAUGCCGUGAAGGCAACGCGCGGCCGCCCGCUCAAUACGCUCCGCUUCGAGAACGAUGAGCUCGAGUGCCUCUAUCAGCGGUACACGCUCAAGCUCCAGCGCUUCUCGGUGCUCGGUGUCGUUGCACUCGUUGUGGUGCUAUGCGGAGUGAUGGCGGCCCUCUCGCUGGCCUUCAACAAUGCGGCCACCUUUCAUAACAUCUUCAAUUCGAUCGUUUGCUUGCUGUUCGCCGUGGUGCUGAUCCUGUUGCAAUGUUCGGUGAUCAAGGAUCACCAUUUGCCGACACUGUGCUACGGGAUUCUACUGUUUACGGCCAGCAUUUGUGUGGUGUCGAUGCCGACGCUGGGCAGCGUCUUUCCGGUGGACACCAAGGAGGUGAUGGCCGAGGGUGUCUGGCAGAUCGUAUUCGUUGUAUUUCUGGCAUACGCCAUGAUGCCGCUGCAGAUCUGGGAGGCGGUGGCCUUCGGCAUCGCCCUGCCCUCAGUGCACAUAAGCCUCACCGUCUACAAGAUCUUCACCGAUGCCCUGCGAUACCUGGAGUACAACCAGCUGAUUGCGAAUAUUGUUAUCUUCAUUGGCGUGAAUGUGGCAGGGCUGGUGGUCAACAUUAUGAUGGAGCGGGCCCAGCGAAGGACCUUCCUCGACACGCGCAACUGUAUCGCCUCUCGUCUGGAGAUCCAGGACGAGAACGAGAAGCUCGAGCGGUUGCUGCUCUCUGUCCUGCCUCAGCAUGUGGCCAUGCAGAUGAAGAACGACAUCCUAUCGCCGGUGGCCGGGCAGUUCCAUCGCAUCUACAUCCAGAAGCAUGAGAAUGUCAGCAUUCUCUUUGCGGACAUUGUGGGCUUCACGGUCCUCUCGUCUCAGUGCAGUGCUCAGGAGUUGGUGCGAUUGCUCAACGAGCUCUUUGGGCGAUUCGAUCAGUUGGCACAUGAUAAUCAUUGCCUGCGCAUUAAGAUCUUGGGCGAUUGUUAUUAUUGUGUUUCGGGUUUGCCAGAGCCCCGCAAGGAUCAUGCAAAAUGUGCAGUGGAAAUGGGACUCGAUAUGAUCGAUGCCAUUGCCACUGUCGUUGAAGCCACCGAUGUCAUACUCAAUAUGCGCGUGGGCAUCCACACUGGCCGCGUGCUGUGCGGCGUCUUGGGCCUCCGGAAGUGGCAGUUCGAUGUGUGGUCCAACGAUGUGACCCUGGCGAAUCAUAUGGAAUCGGGCGGUGAACCGGGUCGAGUGCAUGUCACUCGCGCCACCCUCGAUUCGCUGUCGGGCGAGUACGAAGUGGAGGCAGGACACGGCGACGAGCGAUCCUCGUAUCUGCGCGAUCAUGGAGUGGAUACGUUCUUUAUAGUGCCACCACCGCACCGUCGCAAGCCCCUAAUGCUCAACACUCUGGGCGUACGCUCGGCGAUCGGUAGCAGGCGGAAGCUGUCAUUCCGGAAUGUCUCCAAUGUGGUCAUGCAACUGUUGCACACGAUCAAGUUCUCGGAGCCAGUGCCGUUCUCGAAUAUUGCCACCGGUUCAUUUCCUUCGGCGGCCAAUGCAUUGGUGGGCGGUGCCGGUGUGGGUCUGGGCGUUGGUCUGAGCGUGGCACGUGGCAGCACCUGUGAGGCAAGCGGCGGCGGCGUCGGCGGCGUCGGCGGCGGAGGCGUCGGCAGUGUACAGGCCGUAUCGGAGAAGGGUUCACGCAAGGUAAUACGUCUGCAGAAAAUCUUGCAUGCCACCCCGCCACCGCACGCUCAUGGCAUGCCACCCAUGGGCUAUGGUAGCGUCGUCGGCAGUGGUGGCGGUGGUGGUGCUGGUGGUGGUGUCGGUAUUGACGGUGGCAGUGUGGGCUGUGGCAUUGGCAGUGGCUGCGGUGGGGGUGGCAGUGUCCAAGUGACCGUAGGCACAGAUCCCAACUCAACAGCGAGUACGAUUAGUCGCAUUCAUAGGCACAAUCACAAGAACAAUAAAUCACAGUCCAAGGUGGCCGACAAAUUCAAGAGACCCUUCCGCAAACGGCAUUCGGUGGCAGCGCAUCAUCAGCCCACGAAUCGUGUGAAUCGCUUCCUCUCGCAGGCGAUCAACGCCAGAUCCGUGGACUGCGACAAGUCGGAGCAUGUGGAUCGAUUGACGCUGCGCUUCCGACAGAGCGACAUGGAGCGAGAGUAUCACAAGGAUUUCGAUUUGGGGUUUACCACCGCCAUGGGAUGCUCCUUGCUGUUGCUCAUACUCGGAGCGGCGCUCCAAGUGACGGCAUUGCCACGGACUCUCAUACUGCUGCUGCUCUUCCUCACGGCCUUCAUUUGGGUGAGUGCCAUACUGAUGCUCCUGCUGGCAGUGCGUCUCAAGUGGAUCAUUUGGGAUAUUUCGGAGAGCUUCAGCCUGCGCAUGGCCAUCACCAUAUUUACAAUCAUUUUGAUUUAUUCUGUGGGACAAGUGAAUGUGUUCACUUGCGUCACGGAUCAUCCCUGCUCGGGAAAUGCCACGGCCACUGCCUGGUCAUCGAACCGACAAUUGGAUCCGCACUUUUUCUCGUACCCAAGCGAUGCCCAUCGCAAGUGCUCGCUGCCACAGUACGUGUCAUUGUCGGCGGCAUUUGCCUUCCUCUCAGUAUCGGUGUUUCUCAGAUUGCCCAUCAUAUUCAAGUCGCUGCUGGUUCUGGGUAUGGGCACCAUUUAUGGUUUGUUCAUUGAACUGUCGCAUCAGAACAUCUUCGAGUGCUACGACCAUCGGGUGAAUGCCUCGAUUCCGCUUCAUUUGAUCUCAUUGGCGCGCAUUGUCAUCUUUAUGAUUGCCAUUUUGGUGCAUGGCCGCCUGGUGGAGGGCACCGCCCGUCUGGAUUUUCUCUGGCAACUUCAGGCCUCCCAGGAGAAGAAGGAAAUGGAUGUGCUGCAGGAGUCGAAUAAGCGCAUUCUGCACAAUUUGCUGCCCGCUCAUGUGGCUGCACAUUUUCUCGAUGCGCAAUUCCGCAACAAUAUGGAGCUCUACCACCAGAGCUAUGCCAAGGUGGGCGUCAUCUUUGCCAGCGUACCGAACUUUAAUGAAUUCUACACCGAAAUGGAUGGCUCCGAUCAGGGUCUGGAGUGCCUGCGUUUGCUAAACGAAAUCAUUGCCGACUUUGAUGAGCUGCUCAAGGAGGAUCGCUUCAGGGGCAUCGAUAAGAUCAAGACCGUAGGCAGCACCUACAUGGCCGUGGUGGGUCUUAUACCCGAGUACAAGAUCCAGCCCAACGACCCCAAUUCGGUGCGUCGCCACAUGACCGCUUUGACGGAGUAUGUGAAGGCCAUGCGGCUGUCGCUACAGGAGAUCAACAGUCAUUCGUACAAUAAUUUUAUGCUUCGAGUCGGCAUCAACAUUGGACCCGUGGUGGCGGGCGUUAUUGGUGCCCGAAAGCCGCAGUACGACAUCUGGGGCAAUACGGUGAAUGUGGCCAGCCGCAUGGACUCCACAGGCGUCCCUGGCUACUCCCAGGUCACCCAGGAGGUGGUCGACAGUCUGGUGGGAUCGCACUUCGAGUUUCGAUGUCGGGGCACCAUCAAAGUGAAGGGCAAGGGUGACAUGGUCACGUAUUUCCUGUGCGACAACAGCAGCAAAUCUCUGAACGGAGAGGUACGGAAUGCCAUGUCCUUGCCGCAGAGCAUGCACGGCCCCGACUACUACAUGAAGGCCUCCCAAUUCCCGGAGAAUCGCGUCAAUUCGGACACCUACAGCAAGAAGGAGAACGGACAUCUGUACACUGCGGUGGGCGGCGGCGAGGAGCAGCAGCUGCUGUUGCAGCAUCAGCACAAGCAGCUGGAUCCCCUGCCGUUGGCAAUGCCACAGUUGGCCCUGACCGCUCCACCACAGCCACCGGCCGUGCACCACCACCACCUGCACCAGCAGCAGCAGCAGCGUCUCAACAGCAAGCUGCAAAAGCAGCCCAAUUUCAUGGCCAAUGGGGGACUGCCAAAUAUACGCGAGAACGGCCACAAUGGGGACCAUCACUAUAUGGUGGGGGCAUCAACGACGACGACGACAACGACACCGUCGUCUGCUGCUGUCCCUCUACCCCUGGACCAGAACCAGCACCAGAUCCUACUCCACCACCAGCUCCAGCACCAGCACCAGCUCCAGCUCCAGCACCAGCCCAUUCCUUCGGUAAUGUUGCGCGAAUUUAAUAUCAUUGAAAAUCCGAAUCCCGGUGGCAGGCAUCCGCAUCCCCAGCAGCAUCAGCAGCUGGAGCAGCUACCGCCACAGCUGCUUGCCCAGCGGCCACAGCAUCAUGGCAGCCUUAGCAUGGACGCGGCCGGAGUGCUCGGUGGCGGUGGCGGUGGUGUCGGCAGCGGUGGCGGCGACUGCUUCAUGAUGCCGCGGCGUGAUCGCGAUCGCGAACGCGAACGAGAUUGUGAUCAGCUUCAGCUGCGCACAUACGCGCCGCCGCCCAGCAUGGCGUUGCCCUUUAACCAGCAUGGCCAUCAUCCAAUGCAUCAUCUAAACCAUUCGAAUCCGCAUCAGAAUCAGAAUCAGCAUCAGCCAUCGUCAGCCACCAGCCUGGGGUAUGGCCACUGCCGUGAGAGCGAGCCGCUAUUGCAUGCCAGCAGCAUCGCACCGGUAGCCAAGAUCAUGCCCAUGCAGCAUGCGCCAAAGUACGAGCCACCACGUUACACUUCUCCCAACACCGUGUUGUCACAGCAUUCGCAACAGCAGCAGCAGCAGCAGCAGUCGCUUCCUGCCCCACAGCAGCUGCUGUACGGACACCAAGUGAUGCAACAGCAGCAGCAAUAUGCCAUGUACUCGCAACAGGUGCCCGUGGUCGUGCCGGUGCCGGUGCCGGUGCCACUGCCACCGAAGCCCACGCUGCGGACGUACAUGAAGCCGCUGCCCAAGCUUCCCGCAGAGUUGGACGAGAGCCGUGACAUGUCCUCAACGGAUGACCUAAGCUCUCGGCCGCACUCCCCAUCGAUGAGCAGCUCCGAUGAGAGCUACUCGAAGACAACGGAGGGCGAGGGCGAUGAGGACUCGCCCAGGAUCAAUGGCAGUCACCACCAUCACCAGCUCAAUCGGAAUGGCCAUCCCGUGGGCUUCCAUCUGCCUGGCAUAGGUGGAGGAGGAGGAGGAGGAGCAGCAGGAGGAGGACUCGUGAAUCCCCUGCAGUGGCUGUACCCGUGCGACAUUCAAGUGGAUCCCACCUCGCCAGUCGUGGACAUGACCCAGCUGCAGGACUUUGAGCUUAGCUCCACCACCGAGAGCCAGGGCCAGCACACGACCAGCAAUGCGACGAGCAACAAUACCCAGAACAAGGGCGACAGUUGCAACAGUUUCGACUACCAAAAGGCAGGAGGAUCUGCCCAGGGGGGGCAGCAGCAGCCUGUUGCUGCCACCACCAAAUCCCCCUUCGAAAGAGAGCUGCAGCGAUUGCUCAAUGAAUCCUCGAGGGCGCGCUGCCUGGCAGCAGCCAACGCCAGUGCCACAGAGAAUGGCAAGCAGAUGAGCUAUUCCGUCAGCAACAGCAAGCUGGCGGGAGCGCAGGGAGGAGCGGGAACGGGAACAGGAGGAGCCACAGCCGGCAAUGGUGGCAGCGGCGGCAGUGGCAGCAGCAAUGGAAACCUCAGCGGUGGCAGCAACUCGAAUGCCAGCGGCAACAACAAUCAUCAGAACGGCCGCGAGCGGGAGCGGGAGCGAGAGCAGCAGGAGCACGACCUGAUGGGCCGUCUACCCGCAAGCAGCAGUUUCAUGAUUGCCAAGCACCCUGUGGGCCUGGAGGCCAUCAAGGAGAUAACGCGCAACAAGAAUCCCUCGGAAUCGAGUCAAAUGCAAACAUCGGACACGGAGUCCUGCGAGAUUCUGCACGAGAAUCGCAAUCAACUGCAUGCCCUGUCGCAUCCCCAUCAGAUGAUGGAGCAGCAGCAGCCGCAGUUGCAACAGUCGCAGCGGGCACAUCGCCAACGGCCACGCUCCAAGGAGCUGCAAUACAGCCACGAGAGUCUGGAUGGCCUGCAGGAGCAACAGCAACAGCAGCAGCAGCGGCACCCGCGCUACCAUCACCAUCACUCCCACCACCAUCAUCAUCAUCAUCACCAGCAACAGCAGCAACAGCAGCAGCGAUACAACCAUGUCCAGGAGCAGGAGGAGCGUGACGACACAGAGGAUAACCUGGCCGACGAGGAGUUCGAAGACGAUGAAGUGGGUCGGGAUGUGCGACAAAAGCGCCUGCUGCAGCAGGCUCCAGGAGAAAAGCAUAAGCGAACGACUGGGGAUAGCGAUGAUGAUGAUGAUGAGGAGGAGGAUCACGAGCAUGAGCAGAAGGAGCAGAACAAUGUGACACCGCUGACAAACGGCGUUUGCGGUGGCGGUGGCCUGCGCAGCGGCGGUCUGGAAUCGAAUGUGAUAAACGAUGAGCUAAAAUAUGGGGCAGCACAUCUCAACCACCAGUCGAUGGACUCCAAUCCAUUGGAGAGCCAAUCGGAAUGGUCGGACGAUGAUUGCCGUGAAGAGGCCACAGGUGGUGCCGAGUCCACUGGUUAUAUUACGGAUGAACCGGGCCUGGAAAAUAUCUCGCUGCUGAAUGAGGCCGGUCUCACCGAUGCCGAGGGCGCUCUCUCGGAUGUCAAUUCGCUGUACAAUGCCCCCGAUGUGGAUGACACCUCAGUGUCGAGUCGCGCCAGCUCUCGUCUGUUAAGCCUGGACUCGCUGAGCGGUCUGUACGAUUGUGAUCUGGACUCCAAGCAUGAGCUGGCCAUUGUCAAUGCCUCGCACAAGAUAACCAGCAAAUUUGGACCGCCACCAUCGCCGGCACAACAUCAGCAGCAGCUGCAGCACCAGCCGCAGCACCAGUCGCAGUCUCAGUCUUUGGUUACGGCCUCGUCUUUGGUUUCGGUUCAGGUUCCAACUCAGGCACAGACUCAAUCGCAAUCAGCGGAAGAGCUGAGGGAAUAAAAAAAUGUGAAGGGACAGCACUCAAAACGUUGUUAUUGCUAUAUAAUGCAAAAUGGUGUCUAUUAAAAUUUAAACAAUAAGCGACAUAAAACCCUAAACUAAAGAGAUACAUAAACCUAGUUGUAGAAAUAGAGGACACAAAACGAAAGAAAGGAAAAAAUAAAGAUAUAUAUUUAUGUACGGUAGAAGACAGCGA
Messenger RNA from Drosophila persimilis, 7586 nucleotides. RefSeq names its product Ca(2+)/calmodulin-responsive adenylate cyclase (gene rut). Gene Ontology annotation, cellular component: plasma membrane. Gene Ontology annotation, molecular function: adenylate cyclase activity. The record is from RefSeq and is a predicted model, not a curated record. The transcript is spliced from 19 exons. Gene Ontology annotation, biological process: adenylate cyclase-activating G protein-coupled receptor signaling pathway; intracellular signal transduction; cAMP biosynthetic process. Lineage: Eukaryota; Metazoa; Arthropoda; Insecta; Diptera; Drosophilidae. Bases 497 to 7390 code for a protein of 2297 amino acids.